Molecule: messenger RNA, 747 nt
Organism: Ostreobium quekettii
Lineage: Eukaryota; Viridiplantae; Chlorophyta; Ulvophyceae; Bryopsidales; Ostreobiaceae
Source: the annotation of a GenBank genome assembly
AUGGAGUCAGCGGCGGCGGGAUCGGAAUUCCAAAGCAAGCCAAGCGGCGACGCGCCCCUGCACAGCGAAUCCAACGGCACGGGCGCAAUGCAAUACCGGCCCUACGAGUCCGACAUGGAGGAGGCCCAGUACGGAGAGGUGCGCGACGCCAUGGCCGCCGGGGCCGCCUGGGCCAUGAUCCCCACGCCCUACGCCAUGAACCCCCCCAUUCCGCCAAACACGCCAUGGGUGGAGCAGUACAGCCCCAUGCCCGCCUACCAUCCCGGCCCGCCGUACCACCCGCCCUACGGCCAGGAGAUGUACGCCGACAUGGAGGACGAGGCGGCCAACGGAUUCUACAAUUCCCAUCCCAGCGGUGCGAGCUACGACGACGGCUCUGCCUACGCCGAUUACGUGUACCAGAGCCAGGCAGGUUUCGUCGGCGCCAGGCCGAUGACCCCUCCCAUGAUGUCCAUGCCGUCCGCGGCCGCUUACGGCAUGCCCUACAUGGCCGGCUACCAGCAGCCCUUUGGCGUGAAGUCCUUCUCGGGGGGGAAGUGCGCGAGGGGGUAUGACAGCGAGGGGGGCAAGGAGGGCGGCGGCGGCAAGGUGCAGAAGUGGUACCCGCCCAUGCAGCCGUCCAUCUUGGUGGGCAAGGAGGUGGUGGUGCGCCCAGCGGGCUCCGGCGCACACAGCGGGUCGGAGAGGAUCACAGUGCAGAUGACGAGCCUGGAGGACGGAUACAGGUGGGAGGUUCGCCAGCGGUGA